Messenger RNA from Tribolium castaneum (red flour beetle), 5173 nucleotides. RefSeq names its product collagen alpha-1(V) chain. The transcript has 14 exons. Gene Ontology annotation, biological process: extracellular matrix organization. Gene Ontology annotation, molecular function: extracellular matrix structural constituent conferring tensile strength. NCBI's taxonomy places the organism in Eukaryota, Metazoa, Arthropoda, Insecta, Coleoptera, Tenebrionidae. The coding region runs from base 161 to 5044 and encodes 1627 amino acids. The record is from RefSeq and is a predicted model, not a curated record.
GAUGAAUCUCGCGUGUUAUUAUCAUCAUAAAUGGCCUUAAGUACGACAAGAUUUAAACCGAUUCCACUUAAGAGCCAGUGUGCGAGUGUGCUGUGGCAUGGAGUGAGCAAGUUUUGAACUAAUUAGUGCCAUCGACCCAAGCGAUGAUUUAUCGGACAAAAUGCCCGGAAUUUUCACACCAUUCCUCCUAUGGAUCCUCUCCACCGUCUUAGCGCUACAAAACGAAGUGGAUCUAAUCGAGAGAGCUAACAUUUGGAACGAACCAAACGGACUUAUGCGCAUUUUAGGCCGAUGUUUGAACAAUUCCGAAAAUAAAGACAUUCUACGAACGGAUUGGGCUUACAGAUUUGACGAAAAUCAAGUGGUCUUAAGCACACUUGAUUUAUUUCCGCAGGGGUUUCCCCGGGAUUUUUCCAUUUUGACAGCUGUCAGACUCACACCUGGCGACAUCUAUCCGCUAGUCACUGUAUACAGUGAAAGCGGGGAAGAACAGAUUUCUGUUUCACUAGGAAAUGAAAUUAUUUUCACCUACGAAAGCACUAAUGUGACCUUUAACGUAUCACUAGAUGAUGGAGAAUGGCACCGACUAGCUUUUAGCAUCAAAGGCGACUCGAUUAAUAUGAUAUAUGAGUGCAAUAACACCAUAACCCAGGCUCUAAACCGCUCAACCAAUGAUUUAAUGACAGAUGGCAUCACUCUGAUUGGUUACCAACUGACAGACGAGAAAUUCCUCAAGGGUGAUAUUCAACUCCUGACAGUGGUACCAACCCCAGACGCCGCCUACGAAUUGUGCAACUUUUAUGCACAAGAUUGUGACACGGUUGUAAGUCUUCGAGAGGCCAAUUUUUACGCCAAGUUAACAAACCAAAAUUCCCUAAGUUGGGUUGUUGGCAACAAUGCAAGUCGUGGCGAUCUUGAUUACGACGAGGAAUUUGUUACAGUGUUGCCAACCGUUGAUUUUGUGACAACCGGGCGCGGUUUUCCGGGUCUGAGGGGUUUUCCGGGACCUUCGGGACCCCCCGGACUUCCGGGUGCCAAAGGUGACUCCGGAAGGAACGGUUUGGACGGGGUGAGGGGUCCGGUUGGCCCCCCUGGGCAUGUCUUUAUGAUUCCGUUAAAUUUGCAAAGUAAUGAAAAAGGGCCGGACUCCCAGUCUGAGAACUUCCGCCAGUUGUUGUCGCAACAUAUGAUGUCGAUGCGUGGGAUUGAAGGUCCGAUGGGAUUAACGGGAGUUCCCGGUCCUCAAGGUCCCCCAGGUCCCGAGGGAUUAAAGGGGGAACCUGGGGAUCUGGGUGAACCGGGACCUAUGGGUGAAAAAGGCCUUCCGGGAAAUCCCGGACGUGAAGGGAGACGUGGAAGACCAGGCCGUGAUGGGGAACGUGGGAUUACAGGCCCUCCGGGUCCUAAAGGGGAACAGGGAUUAUUGGGAUUACCGGGACUUCCGGGUGAUAAAGGGGAGAGGGGGCUCCCGGGUUUGGUCGGCGAACCGGGAUUACGUGGUCACGACGGGAUGCAAGGCGAGGAAGGUCCUCCGGGACUUUCGGGAAUGCCUGGAGAAAUGGGCCCUCGGGGGUUCACCGGGCCUAGGGGAUUACCCGGAGUGCCAGGCCCGCCCGGAAUUCCGGGUAAUGAAGGAUCGGCGGGUUCCAAAGGCCAGGCGGGACCUCCCGGAUCACCUGGAGCACCGGGAUUAGUUGGACCCCCUGGAGCGGUGGGUCCUCCAGGUCCUCACGGGUUACUUGGACCACCGGGAGUUAUGGGACCGCAUGGGAAACCCGGGAUUCCGGGAUUACCGGGUGCAGAUGGCGCACCCGGAAGUCCCGGGAGUCCCGGAGCAAUGGGUCCUAAAGGAGAGCAAGGUUUGGCGGGACCGGCGGGUCCUGUGGGUUUUCCGGGACCACGUGGUGUUAAGGGGGAUGAAGGGAAAAGGGGGAUUCUGGGUGAAAAAGGGGAUAAGGGUGAUAGGGGUUUGGAGGGGGAAAAAGGGGAUUUGGGGAUGAAGGGAAGUGUGGGUCUGGUGGGAUUACCCGGAAUUCCCGGUUUGGAAGGUCCCGAAGGACCUAAGGGAUUUGAUGGUCCGAGAGGAGAAACCGGAAAUGUUGGCUUACCUGGGGAGAAAGGAAAAGACGGACCUCCGGGUCUUCCCGGAUAUCCCGGAAAUCUGGGUGAAAAAGGGGAUAAAGGGUCGAGUGGCAAAAUUGGGGAUAAUGGAGAGAAAGGAGAUAGAGGAAAUCCGGGAACUCCAGGUGAACGUGGCGAACCAGGACCUCGUGGAUUCCGGGGUUCGCGUGGUCGCCGUGGCCGUGCAGGUCAACAAGGUCCCAAGGGAGACACCGGCCAACCUGGACCACCUGGACCUCAAGGCGAACGAGGCAUCCCGGGUCCUGAAGGACCUCGGGGUUUUGCCGGAGCACCGGGUCCUCCUGGAAUCAAUGGAAAAGACGGCCAUCCGGGAUCACCCGGAGAACGUGGACCUCCCGGUGAACCAGGAAAACCCGGCAUGGUGGGUCCUCCUGGAGUAAUCGGACCACCGGGUCCUACGGGUGAAGUUGGUCCAAUUGGGGAACAUGGACCUCCCGGACUUCCGGGGGUUCCGGGUGAGGCUGGUCUGCCUGGAGAAGCAGGGAAAGAGGGAGCUCCAGGAAGUCCUGGACCGGAGGGGAAACCAGGUCCUGAAGGCCCAACUGGAUUACCUGGUUUUCCGGGUGAACGGGGAUUGACGGGAUUACCGGGAAUUCCGGGUCUUAAAGGCGAUACGGGACCGCCUGGAGCUCCGGGAGUUACGGGAGAUAAGGGGCAGCAGGGAGAACCGGGGAAGGAUGGACCACAAGGUCCCGAAGGUCGGAAAGGUCCUCCAGGAACAGCGGGAUCCCCCGGUGCUAAAGGGGAACGUGGCGAGGCUGGACCUCCCGGUCCGUCAGGACGUGAUGGUUUACCGGGACUCAGAGGGUUACCUGGAGGUCCAGGUCCUGUAGGACCCCCGGGUGAAGAUGGCGAUAAGGGCGAUGUUGGUCCACCUGGGGAAAAGGGAUUUAAAGGAAGUCAAGGAGAAACGGGGCCGUCUGGAAGUACCGGUCCUCCUGGAUCAAGAGGGGAACCAGGUCCCGUCGGACCCCCAGGUGAUAAAGGACCACCAGGUGAAAUGGGACGUCAAGGGUCAAAGGGUGAGGAUGGUCCCGUGGGACUCCCGGGACCUUCCGGACCUGGAGGAUUACAAGGGUUACCCGGACCUCAAGGUCCUAAAGGAGAAAUAGGAGAUAUGGGUCAGAAAGGUCCCACAGGAGCAGCAGGAAUACCGGGAGAACCGGGUCCUAGAGGAACGAAAGGAGCCGAUGGUUUACCCGGAUUGCCUGGACCCGAAGGUCCUCCGGGAAUUAAAGGCGAUUCGGGAACUCCUGGACUACCAGGACCUCCAGGGAUUGAUGGAAAACCGGGAGAAAGGGGACCACAAGGACAAAAAGGCGAAGACGGAAAAACGGGGCUUCAAGGGCCUCCUGGCCCGAGAGGUCCCCCGGGAACAGAAGGUCCAAAAGGAUCACCAGGACCUGAAGGUUUUCCCGGCCCCCCGGGCGAAUCAGGCCUUCAAGGAGCUAAAGGCGAACCUGGAAAAGACGGUGAAGACGGUCGUCAAGGUGAAACUGGACCCCCAGGACCCCCAGGUCCUGUAGGUCCCAUGGGAACACCGGGACUUCCGGGAAAAACGGGACUUGACGGUCCUGCAGGACUUCAAGGACCUUCGGGACCCCCGGGUGAAAAAGGCGACAUCGGCGAAAUCGGCCCUCCAGGUCCUCAAGGAAUGACAGGACCUCAAGGCCUACCUGGCCCUCAAGGACCUCCCGGAUUAACAGGAGCUCCAGGCGUUGCUGGGGAAAAUGGAGCUCCAGGUUCUCCAGGCUUAACAGGAUCACCUGGAAAAACCGGAAGUCCGGGUCCUGCAGGACAGAAGGGAGACCGGGGAAGGAGAGGUCCGAAAGGACACCGAGGCGAAAUGGGAUUAUCGGGAAUUAAAGGGGAUUUGGGCGAGAAGGGGAAUAAAGGGGAUAAGGGACCUCCAGGUCCUGAAGGACGUAAAGGAGAGACAGGACCUGAAGGUCCCAUCGGAAUUAAAGGAAGUGAUGGUCCUGCGGGACCUCCAGGAAUGGAAGGACCACCGGGACCUAAAGGAGUGGAAGGUCAGACGGGACCAAAGGGCGAACCUGGACCCCCAGGUCCUGCAGGACCACCUGGACCUCCGGCGGAAAUGCCGCUACUUCCACCGGAAAUGCUCUUCGAACGAACUUUUAGUCGGGAAAGGCGCAAUGUUGAGGAAAUUAUUUCCGAAUAUGAAGAUAUGAACACGGAAGCGGAAACAGACGAUAAUGGAAAAUUCCUGGAAAUGUACAACACAAUAUAUUCCAUGAGACAGGACUUAGAAAGGGUGAAAAAGCCUAUAGGGACCCGAGAAAACCCAGUCCGGUCCUGCAAAGACUUGUUUUACGGCCACCCUCAAUUCCCUGAUGGAUGGUACUGGAUUGACCCCAACUCGGGUAUGACCGACGACGCCAUCUAUGUUUAUUGCAACAUGACAGCUGAGGGCGAAACGUGCGUUUUUCCGGACGCCCACAGCGCCAACAUGCCCAACAUACCCUGGAGACAAGAAGGGGGCAAAAAAGAUUGGUACUCCCACCUACGCGGCGGCUUUAAAAUAACUUAUGAAACAGUAGGCGUCGUCCAAAUGACAUUCCUCCGCCUUCUGUACCAAGAAGCCUACCAAAAUUUCACCUUUUCUUGCAUAAACACCAUCGCAUGGUUUAACGAAAACACGCAAGACCACAAAAUGGCUCUUAAAUUCCGCGGCGACAACGAGUACGAAUUUGCGCACAAGAAAACCGGUCUGAAAGUUAUCCAAGAUGGUUGCCAAGAUGGCACCACCAAAAGUGAGACAAUUUUCGAGUUACGGACCACAAAAUUGGACCGUUUGCCCAUCGUUGACUUUUUUCCGCUUGACUAUGGCGCCCCCAACCAAGCGUUUGGGUUCACAGUGGGCCCCAUUUGCCUCAAGUAGAUUCUAACCCAAGUUUUGUCAUAGCACCUUAUUUAUGAAUUUACUUAGGAAAUGUAAAUAUUUUGCAACACUGCCAACUUCCAUAUCGUGUGUACAUACAUUUUUAAAUAAAUUUUUAAAGCUCUGAAA